AACGUUACCUAUGUCUCAGGAAUUGUCAAAUAACCGUUUUCUCUUUUUACGCCGAAUUUUAAAAUGGGAGUAGUGCUGCGGAAUCUCCAAAAGGUGGUGCCUCUUCGCCGCGCCAGACUGCGCAAGGAUGUUGAUACACUGAGGCACAUACUGGGCAUCCACAAAUUUGACCUAGGCAUCGUUUGCGUGGAUAACAACAGGAUUCAGCAAAUUAAUAACAUAUACAGAAAGAAAAAUGUGCCAACUGAUGUCCUCUCAUUUCCAUUCUACGAGGACCUGAGGCCUGGUAAACUGCCUUCCCCCCUUCACAGGGAUGAGCUGAAUCUUGGGGACAUUUUCUUGGGUGUGGAGUUUGUGAUGAAGCAGUGUAAGGAGGAAGCCCUAGAUCUGCAUGGAACCCUCACUGUUGUCACUGCACAUGGUAUCUGUCACCUGUUGGGCUACAGACAUGAGACGGAGGAAGAGUGGACUGAGAUGCUGCAGAGGGAACACUACAUUUUAAGUGAGUACAACAGACUCACAGGGAGACAUCUGGAGCCACUGAUGAAGAGAUGCAGUCAGGACAGGUGACAAUGACUGCCAACCUGCCAGCUUUACACUCUCACUAUGGUGCUUGCUAUUGUUUUUCACCACCUUUUUGACCAGGUGGACUACUGUUUUUACUGUCUUCUCCACAAUCUGCGACUACUGCUUUUAAGGACUUUAAUCAACCGGCAGACGUAGAGCGGUUUGAUUGUGGAUAUCAUCUUCAAACACUGGAUGUGAGUGUUGUUACAGUUUUAAACAUCAAAUGAAAAAAAAAGUCU
Sander lucioperca (pikeperch) is the source of this 806-nucleotide messenger RNA. It is a transcript of the gene ybey, whose product is annotated as ybeY metalloendoribonuclease. Gene Ontology annotation, biological process: rRNA processing. Bases 64 to 570 code for a protein of 168 amino acids. The record is from RefSeq and is a predicted model, not a curated record. Lineage: Eukaryota; Metazoa; Chordata; Actinopteri; Perciformes; Percidae. Gene Ontology annotation, molecular function: metalloendopeptidase activity. The transcript has 4 exons.